GGAAUGGAAUCUAGGGUUCUUUCGAUGGCGGACGAAUCCGGCGGUGGCGAUGGCGGCAGUGGCGGCGAUCCAGAGUGGCCGUCGGUGGAUGGCGCGCUGGGAGCGCAGCCGGAGAAGGCAUUGAAUCAGGCGCGCCUCCUCUUCUACGCGGGAUUCUUGCUCCUUCCCUGGCUGUGGUUCAUGAAUUGCUUCUACUUCUGGCCAGUUCUUCGCAGCCGCGCGCACAGCGCCAUUCGACCCUAUGUCGUGCUUUCGGGCAUUGGAUUCCUAGCCUACAGCGCGAUUCUACUAUCGUGGGCGCUCGCAUUCUCGAUCGGCGGAGAGGCGAUUGUGGGACGAACCCUAUGGAAGAAGCUCGCAGUGAUGACAAUCGUGGAAGAGUACCAAUUGAAUUAAAAGCUUUCGAUUCCUCGCC
Messenger RNA from Selaginella moellendorffii, 415 nucleotides. RefSeq names its product probable gamma-secretase subunit PEN-2. The record is from RefSeq and is a predicted model, not a curated record. NCBI's taxonomy places the organism in Eukaryota, Viridiplantae, Streptophyta, Lycopodiopsida, Selaginellales, Selaginellaceae. Gene Ontology annotation, cellular component: gamma-secretase complex. The transcript is spliced from 2 exons. The coding region runs from base 4 to 396 and encodes 130 amino acids.